This is a messenger RNA of Chaetomium globosum CBS 148.51, 876 nucleotides long. RefSeq lists its product as uncharacterized. The record is from RefSeq and is a predicted model, not a curated record. Gene Ontology annotation, cellular component: cytosol. The coding region runs from base 1 to 876 and encodes 291 amino acids. Lineage: Eukaryota; Fungi; Ascomycota; Sordariomycetes; Sordariales; Chaetomiaceae. Gene Ontology annotation, biological process: formaldehyde catabolic process. Gene Ontology annotation, molecular function: S-formylglutathione hydrolase activity. The transcript has 2 exons.
AUGACCUUCGAAACCAAAGCCACCAUCGCCUCCUUCGGCGGCAAGCUCCACAAACUCACCCACCAAUCCACCGAAACCACCACCCCCAUGGCCGUCAACCUCUACCUCCCCCCGCAAGCCCUCACCCCCAACCCCACCAAAGUCCCCCUCCUAAUCUACCUCUCCGGCCUAACCUGCACCCCGGAAAACUGUUCCGAAAAAGGCUUCUUCCAGCACCGCGCCAGCCAACUCGGCCUAGCCAUCCUCUACCCCGACACCUCCCCGCGCGGCCUCAACUACCCCGACGAAACCACCUCGUGGGACUUCGGCGCCGGCGCGGGCUUCUACAUCGACGCGACCCAGCCCCCCUGGAACGCCGGCUACCGCAUGGAGAGCUACAUCACGCGGGAACUGCCGCAAGCCCUCUUCUCCGACCCGACCUACGGCCCGCUGCUCGACGGCGCGCGCGUGUCCAUCACGGGGCAUUCCAUGGGCGGGCACGGCGCGCUGACGCUGUAUCUGAAGAAUCCGGGCAUGUAUCAGAGUGUGAGCGCGUUCGCGCCGAUCGCCAAUCCGAGUCGCUGUCCGUGGGGGGAGAAGGCAUUUAGCGGGUAUUUGGGCGCCGAGAGGGAGGGGUGGAAGAAGCAUGAUGCGACGGAGCUGGUGAGGGGGUGGAAGGGCGGGGAUUUGAAGGCGUUGGUGGAUGUGGGGACGGGGGAUAAUUUCUAUAAGCAGGGACAGUUGUUGCCGGAGAAUUUGGAGGCGGCGGCGAGGGAGGCGGGGGUGGAGGGGUUGACGGUAAGGUAUCAGGAGGGUUACGACCACUCGUACUAUUUCAUGGCUAGCUUCAGCGACGACCACGUCAACCACGCGGCGAAGCACUUGGGAUUGUUGUAG